GGCAAGCCACAGGCGGUCCGGCAGUCCCUUCUCUUCGUAUUCAUGAGGCGACGGGCCGCCGCGCUCAACGCGGAGGGCCUCGAGCUGAAUCGGAACGGUGACACGCGCGAAGCGCUCCGCUGCUUCGACGCAGCGCGUCGGAUGGUGCCAGGUGAGCCGCGCUUCGCGCUGUCGGCCGCAAACAUGCUCCUCAAGCUGCACAUGCCGGCUCCAGCACUGGCGCUGUACACGAGGCUCCUCGCAGCCGCGAGACAUUCCGAACUGCCACCUCGGUUGUAUUCUCUGGCGACGGCCAAGCGCGACGAGGCGGCUGCGGCAGUCCGGGCCGGUGUCGGGGUCGGCGGCCAGCCGCAGCCUGGGCCAGAGGCACCGAGGCUGCUGGACAAGCUGGGCGGCGGCUGCUACGGCUCCGUCUGGCGCGGGCGCGAGGGGUCCGGGCGCGAUGUCGCCGUCAAGAUAGUGCCGCUGCAGGAGGGUCUCGCGCCGGGCGAGGUGCAGCUCGAGCUCGAGCGCGAGAUCCUGCUCCUGCGCUCCUUCUCGCACCCGCACAUCGUCCCGUUCCUGGGCGCCUUCCCGCUCCCCGGUGCGGGGGAGGUGUGGGUGCUGCUGGAGCUCUGCGAGCGCGGCUCGCUGCAAGAGGUCGUGAGGGCGGUGGGGCCUCCCUCGGACGCCGAGGCGGCCGCCGCUGCGCACGACGUGCUGCAGGGGCUGCGGUACCUGCACGUGGAGCGGGGCACGCUGCACCGUGACGUCAAGGGCGGCAACCUGCUCCUCACCCGGGGAGGGGUGGUCAAGAUCGCAGACUUUGGCGUCUCGAGCUGCAUCGGCGACCUCUCCGCCUCGAGCGUCACCGGGACGCCGCAGUGGAUGGCGCCGGAGGUGACAUAG
Emiliania huxleyi CCMP1516 is the source of this 888-nucleotide messenger RNA. RefSeq lists its product as hypothetical. NCBI's taxonomy places the organism in Eukaryota, Haptophyta, Isochrysidales, Noelaerhabdaceae. Gene Ontology annotation, biological process: intracellular signal transduction; protein phosphorylation; regulation of MAPK cascade. The transcript has 4 exons. Bases 43 to 888 code for a protein of 281 amino acids. The record is from RefSeq and is a predicted model, not a curated record. Gene Ontology annotation, molecular function: protein binding; protein kinase activity; ATP binding.